AUACAUAAGAAAAUGACCUUCUCCACCUCUGGAAAUAGCACUAGUAUCUGCAUAGUGAUAAAUGUGAGAAACACAGUCCAGCAGCAGCAGUUUGCUAUUCCUGGACCUGACCGAGUGUUUUUCAGUCACGCAGAUCAGAGUGGAACGGUGCACGCGGGCUGAGAGGGACUCUGGUGUCCUCGUGCCAGGCUCGUUUUAUUUUGUUACAAAUAUUAAAGGUGGACAUAUUACACACAGGGCUUUCUCCCAGAGCUGCUGCUGUCACCCGGGCCUGACUCCUCAGUCUCGGGUUAAACAUGUCAUCUUCAUACGCUGCUGCCAUAUCAGCCCUCCUUUCAGCCAGCUCUCCGAAUCCACCUGUCAAAACCAGCCCUGAACCCUUCCCAGACACAGCAGGGAGUCCUAGACCUUCCCCCGUGCCCAGCAAAGCUGUCCACAGCACCCCAGCUGCACAAAUACAUCCCCAUUCCACUGAACCUCUGGGAUCUUAUGAAGAGCAACAGGAGAACCCUGCAGACUACGACAUUGGUGGUUACUACCAUGUAGAGAAAGGAGAGAUCUUUGUCGACCGUUACCAAGUGGUUAAAAAGUUGGGAUGGGGUCACUUCUCUACUGUGUGGCUCUGCUGGGAUAUGGUGAAGAGGCGUUUUGUGGCUCUGAAGGUGGUGAAGAGUGCUCAAACAUUCACAGAGACGGCACUGGAUGAGAUCAAACUUCUGAAAUGUGUAAGGGACAGUGACCCCAAAGAUCCAAAACGUGAGCGAAUCGUGCACCUCAUCGAUGACUUCAGGAUCACUGGAGCAAAUGGAGAGCACGUAUGCAUGGUUCUGGAAGUGCUGGGCCACCAGCUGCUGAGGUGGAUCGUUAAGUCCAACUACACCGGCCUCCCCCUGCCUUGUGUUAAGAGCAUCCUCAGGCAGGUUCUGCAGGGUUUAGAUUACUUGCACACUAAAUGCAAGAUUAUCCACACAGACAUAAAGCCAGAAAACAUCCUCCUGAGAGUGGACGAGGAUUACAUACAGAAACUGGCGGCCAACACCAAGCUGUGGCAGCUGCCAGUGUCUCCUGCUUUCACCAGCUCCUCAGUGAACAGAAACUCCGGAGAAAAACAGAAUUUAUCCAGAUUGUUGGGGAAGCUAACCGGGGUUUUCCACACUCUUGGGGAGUGGUCCAGCAAGGUCUCCAAGAGCCCCAUGAAACGACUGACGAGGAAAGACAGGAGUCGUCGGGGACAGGAGAGUGCAACUGCCCACGCUCCAAAAGAGAAACUUCACGUGUCCUUCUCCGAUGCCCCUGCUCCCUUCAGCACCCGUAGCUCCACCUGUCUCUCUAAACUCACAGGUGCUACCCUCAAGUUCAGGAGGCACACAAUGCUAUUUGAAGAUGGACUGGACUCAGCUACACGCAGCAACAAAGACUCCUUCUGCUCGUGGCCGGACCUCAACACAGAUGCUCCUGUCUCUGGUUCUAGAUCAGUGUUAUUUCAUCAGACUGCGGACAAAGAACCUCCUCCUCCUUCACCAUCCUCUCCCCGUGGUAUCAGUGACUCAGACGAACUUCUUGACCUCCUAAAGCCCCAGAAUGCUGAUAAAGUCCUCAUCAAGAUAGCUGACCUGGGAAAUGCCUGCUGGGUGCACAAACACUUCACUGAGGACAUCCAGACGUGUCAGUACCGCUCUGUGGAGGUUCUGAUCGGUGCUGACUAUGACACACCGGCCGAUAUCUGGAGCACCGCCUGCAUGGCUUUUGAGCUGGCCACCGGGGAUUAUCUGUUCGACCCCCAAUCAGGAGCCACGUUCUCCCGCGAGGAAGAUCACAUUGCCCACAUCAUCGAGCUGCUGGGACCCCUUCCAUCCCAGUUUGCCCUCUCAGGGAGAAAUUCCAAACGAUACUUCAACCGUAAAGGACAACUGCGACACAUAUCCAAGCUGAAGCCAUGGAGCUUGUUUGAGAUCCUGCUGGAUAAAUACGAGUGGUCGCGGGAGGAAGCCGCUCAGUUCAGCUCGUUCCUCCUCACCAUGCUGGAACUGCUGCCAGAGGAAAGAGCCACAGCUGCCCAGUGUCUGAAACACCCCUGGAUCUCCUCCUAGAUAUACCAGAUUCUGUCUUGUUCAGAGCCCAGUGGACUAGCAGGCUCGGACACAUCGCAAGUGACGUUGGACUCGGACAGAUGUGGAAUAUACAGUGGUUGUCUGGUGCUGGCAUCAUGGGGACAGUUUUCAUAUUUAUUAGCCUGAGUGAGAGCCUUUUCACAGUUGAGUUCCUCUGUCUGGAAAACUGCCUCGUGACAUGAUCAAGAAGUUGUUACAUUUCAAUAAACUGACAUCCGAUUGCUUUAUUUUUGUUUCUAAGAAAAGCAAAUCAAGACCUCCCCAUGAAGAAAUGCUUGUUUUUACUUAAACGGUGGUGUCUGAAGUAUGUGAUGGAUUUAUUCACAUAACUCAAUCGCAAAAAAUGUCAUUUUGAAGGAUUACCUUGAUGACUCAGAAAGAAAACGGAUGUUUAUACACUGCAUUAUUAAAAAAAGGUAAACUUUAAUAACCUCACUUUAGGUGUUUGUGGAAACUAAGCUGAAAAUGUAAUCACAAUAAAAAUGAUACUACUACUAGUGUUUGCAGGUGGACUCACAGUUAACCCAAAGAAAUCAUUAAAUGCCAA
Molecule: messenger RNA, 2658 nt
Organism: Larimichthys crocea (large yellow croaker)
Lineage: Eukaryota; Metazoa; Chordata; Actinopteri; Sciaenidae
Product: SRSF protein kinase 2
Exons: 15
Coding region: 297-2090 (597 amino acids)
Biological process (GO): intracellular signal transduction; regulation of mRNA processing; spliceosomal complex assembly
Cellular component (GO): nucleus; cytoplasm
Molecular function (GO): ATP binding; protein serine/threonine kinase activity
Source: RefSeq, a predicted model, not a curated record